CUGAUAUGCUCACACAAAAAUCGCUGCAAAAGAUGCUUUCCAACAGCUGUUUUAGCAUUCGUUGUUAACUUGUGGACCUAUUUCCCCAAACGCCUCACACCCGUACAUUCUUCCGUUUAGAGCUUGAAUAAUAAACACUCCGGCCCAGGUGGUGGCGCUAAUCCGCCUUUGCCAAUUGCAAGAAUAGAAACAAAGUUCCCGGCGCGGAGUAAUACUGUACCUCACAGCACAUCUAAUACAUGUCAAUGGAGUUGGUAAAAACUACGAUAAAACCUGUUGGAAUGCGUCUUUUGGAGCGAUUUUUGUGUGAGCAUACCAGUGAACACCCCUGACCACUCGGUUGCUCAGGUAGUCAAACCCUCGAGUUUUGGAGUCCUCACCAUUAUGACCUUACACGCGCUAAUGUUGGACGGUCCCAUCGGGAUGAUCUGGAGUUUAGGCUUGAGCAGCUGUCAUUCUAGUACAUGGCCACACCUCCUGUGGAUGAUGUGGGCGUGGCUGAGCUCGUGUUCCUGGGCCCACCAGCACACGCACCCGCAUUCUAUCAAACUCCUUGGGGACAUCACGCUGGGCGGUCUGUUUCCGGUUCAUUCCAGGGGUCCCGCCGGGGUCCCGUGCGGGGAAAUAAAGAAGGAAAAAGGAAUCCAUCGUAUGGAGGCCAUGCUGUACGCAUUGGACCAGAUCAACAGCGACCCGGACCUGCUACCCAACAUUACGCUAGGGGCCCGGAUUCUUGACACGUGUUCCAGAGACACUUACGCUCUUGAGCAGUCUCUUACGUUUGUCCAAGCGCUUAUUCAGAAAGACACAUCUGAUAUACGAUGCUCCAACGGGGAACAACCAAUCAUACGCAAGCCCGAGCGAGUGGUGGGCGUGAUAGGGGCGUCAGCCAGUUCGGUGUCCAUCAUGGUGGCCAAUGUGCUGCGAUUAUUUGAGAUCCCUCAGAUCAGUUAUGCCUCCACAGCUCCAGAGUUAAGCGACAACAACCGCUACGACUUCUUCUCACGAGUCGUACCGCCGGACUCAUACCAGGCCCAAGCUAUGGUGGACAUCGUGAAGGCGUUGGGCUGGAAUUACGUAUCCACAUUGGCAUCGGAGGGAAAUUAUGGUGAAAGCGGAGUGGAUGCCUUCGUUCAGAUCUCUCGCGAGGCAGGAGGUCUGUGCAUCGCCCAAUCUUUGAAGAUCCCGAGAGAGCCCAAACCAGGAGAGUUUGACAAGAUCAUUAAGAGAUUAAUGGAGACCCCCAACGCCCGAGGGGUCAUCAUUUUUGCCCAUGAGGAUGACAUCAAGCAGGUUCUGGAGGCAGCAAAGAAGUCCAAUUUGACCGGUCACUUUAAGUUUGUGGGAUCAGAUAGUUGGGGAGCGAAGAGUUCUCCAAUCCUGGACCAAGAGGAGGUCGCCGAGGGUGCCGUCACAAUUCUGCCCAAAAGAGCAUCGGUUGAAGGAUUUGAUCAGUACUUUACUACUCGAUCCCUGGAGAACAACCGCAGAAAUAUCUGGUUUGCUGAAUUCUGGGAAGACGACUUCAGAUGCAAACUUACACGACCGGGGAUCAAGAUCGACCCAGAGAAGAAAAAAUGCACAGGAGAGGAACGGAUCAGUCGCGAUUCCCAUUACGAGCAGGAAGGAAAGGUCCAGUUUGUAAUUGAUGCAGUGUAUGCCAUGGCUCAUGCUUUGCACAACAUGCACCAGGAUUUGUGCCCGGGAGCUACGGGCGUCUGUGAUAAGAUGGAUCCAGUGGAAGGUCGCAUGCUGCUCAAAUACAUCCGCUCUGUAAACUUCAACGGUAGUGCCGGAACUGCAGUCUUGUUUAAUGAAAACGGCGACGCUCCUGGACGUUACGACAUCUUCCAGUACCAGAUGAGCAACACCACCAAUCCAGGAUACAAAGUCAUCGGCCAGUGGACCAAUAACCUGCGAAUCAACGUAGAGGAAAUGCAGUGGAGCGAUGGAUCCACUCAGAUUCCGUAUUCCGUGUGCAGUUUUCCGUGUCGCUCUGGAGAGCGGAAGAAAAUGGUGAAAGGCGUACCCUGCUGCUGGCACUGCGAACUCUGCGAUGGGUACCAGUUUCAAGCCGACGAGUUCAACUGCGAGACGUGUCCCUUCGACAUGCGUCCCACCCCCAACCGCACGGCAUGCCGGCCCACACCCAUCAUCAAACUGGAGUGGCAUUCGGCCUGGGCCAUCAUUCCUCUUUUCCUGGCCAUUCUCGGCAUAUUCGCCACCUUGUCGGUCAUCGUCACCUUCGUCCGCUUCAACGACACGCCCAUCGUGAGAGCCGCGGGACGUGAGCUUAGCUACGUGCUCCUGACCGGAAUCUUUCUCAUCUAUUUCAUCACGUUCCUCAUGAUCGCCGAGCCCGAGACGGUGGUGUGUGCUUUCCGCAGGCUGCUGCUGGGUCUGGGCAUGUGCAUUACGUACUCGGCCAUGCUCACCAAGACCAAUCGCAUCUAUCGCAUCUUCGAGCAGGGCAAAAAGUCUGUCACGCCGCCGAAAUUCAUCAGCCCCACUUCGCAGCUUGUGAUUACAUUCGUACUGAUCUCAGUACAGCUUGUGGGUGUUUUCGUCUGGUUCGGUGUCGUGCCACCGCACACCAUUGUGGACUACGACGAACUGCGUCCCCCAAAUCCAGAGCUGGCACGUGGCAUCCUGAAGUGCGACAUGUCUGACCUGUCCCUCAUCUGUUGCCUGAGCUACAGCAUCGUACUGAUGGUCACCUGUACCGUCUACGCUGUCAAGAGCAGGGGUGUGCCCGAGACCUUCAACGAGGCCAAGCCCAUCGGCUUUACUAUGUACACCACCUGCAUCGUGUGGCUGGCAUUCGUGCCGAUUUUCUUCGGCACGGCCCAGUCCACAGAAAAGAUGUUCAUCCAGACGACGACGCUGACUGUGUCCAUGAGUCUCAGUGCCUCUGUGUCUCUGGGGAUGCUCUACAUACCGAAAGUCUACGUCAUCAUCUUCCACCCGGAGCAGAACGUGCAGAAACGAAAGCGCAGCUUUAAGGCCGUGGUCCAAGCCGCCACCAUGUCCUCGCGGCUAUCACAGAAAUCCUUGAACGACAAGCAAAACGGAGAGACGAAAAUCGAGCCGGACAGGACGCAGUAGCAGAUGACCCUUGGAACAGCUGUUUACAUUUCAGAUCACAAGGGAACCGAAUCAGAGUUUUGCUGGGUUAUAUUUUAUUGGUUCCAGGUGUGGACGGUAACGAAGCCAACAUGCUGUGAAACACAAACCGCAAACGCUGCGAACAGAAAACACUUUAUCAAGCAUCUUUGUUUAACACUUGAAAUGCUUCGUAGAUAGAAAGUGUUCAAAGCUUUUCCCAUGCAGAGGAUUUUCGAAGAUAGCACAGCACAAUUUGGAUUAACAUCUCUUUUCUCUUCCUUUUUUUUUUUACCUUGAUACGAAUGUCAUUUUGUUUAUUGAGUUUACUGUGUGAUUAAUGUAAUGAUUAAUGUAAUAAGAUAUAAGCAUGAGGUGUUUACAGUGGUGUAGUUUUGGACAUUAUUGCACUGAUGAAAGAACACCAGAUCUGAUAAAUACUCUCUCUUCCUCACUUUUAACCAUACAGAUUAGCUCAAACUGUGUCAUAUUACACAAUUUUAUUUUAGAUUAUAAGAUGAAACAAUGAAUUAGAUCCUGUUUUAAGUUGAUUUAUGCAUCUUAUAUAUCAUGUUUUAACUUUUAUAUUUAUUGAAAAUAGUUUAACUUGGUGUUAUCAGUUAGUGUUUUUUUAUUUUAUUAAAUAAUGUUUAUAAUAAUUCUUUAUUGAUUGAUCUCCAUGGCCAAAGAUAUGUUGGUGCUUGUGUAGAGAAACCUGGAAAGGAUAUCCGAAAAAAUAUCAAUACAGCAUCCAAAAUGCAUCGUGAGUUUAAUGUACAUGGAAACUGGCUUUACUUUGAAGAAGAAAAAAAACAAUAUAAGUAUUAUUUUGUGCUUGAAUGACAGUUUGCAUGGGAAAAAAGUCUUAUUAUUGUGUUACCUGUGUAACAUGAUUGCUGUAUGUAUGUAUGUUUGAUCACAACAAGACCUUGACAUCUUUAUAUUUGUAACAAGUAAAUUUACUUGGAUCUGAAGCUGAAUUGUUUGGUAAAUGAUGAAGUUGUUAACAGACGAAGCAAUUCAGACAAGAUGUAAUACAGUACAGUUCUGUGCUCUGAAUGAAACGUACUCUUCUGAAUCUUGCAGUUUACAGUUUUUGUUCACAAAAAUAAUGUAAUAAUGCCCUACAGCAAGUUUUUAGACAGAUGUUUAUAGACUGUAUAUAUGGUCAGUGCUUUUCAUGCA
Paramisgurnus dabryanus is the source of this 4287-nucleotide messenger RNA. Lineage: Eukaryota; Metazoa; Chordata; Actinopteri; Cypriniformes; Cobitidae. The record is from RefSeq and is a predicted model, not a curated record.